AUGGACUUUUCCUUAGCGGAUUUAAACAAUACGCUCGACUUUGAUCAACUCCAUGUUCAGAGCUGGAUGGAACUGGGAAAUGUCGACCAAGUUGUCAAGACCACACCCCCUGAGGAGGGAUCAGACCUUUCUAUUCACAGUUCGCCCAUACAAGGGACGGAAUCGGGUCAUCUGGGUCGGUUUCACGAUGAACCACCCACUGGUGCGUCACACGUCUCACAAGAUUCCUGUUUUGGAUCAGCUGCCUCGCAUUCAAAUCACCUUUCGACAAGGCAUGGGCCACCUGUCAGUGGUUUCGGUUCGGCAACCGGCGGAGCCAAUCAGCCUUCCUUCUGGGGCACCGAGUCAUACUGUGGCCUCGGCUGGGGUGGACUAGACAACGAGACUCAUUCUGAUGCACAGGGAACCACAGGGGUCUUUGAGACCAUCCUUGAAGCCAUCGACAACGCCGGCUUCCACAGCUUCGACCAGAUGGCGACGGCCUACUACACUCUUGCGCUGGAAGAGCACACGCCGCUGCGGAGAACCCAGAAGUUCAGCCGUGAGCGGCAGCUGAAACGCUUCCUUCAGGACCUGAGCUUCAGCGCCGAAGACUGGCCCGAACGCGAGGCCUGGGUGUACCAAGAGGUAAUACUAAGCUUGGCCCAGCGCAUUCUCUCCCGCGAGCUGUCCGGUAUGAACGAGAGAAAUCAGCAGAUGGAGAGACGAUCAUCGGGGGUGGCGGGAGGCAUGUCGGGCCCGUCUUCGGAGGAGGACAAGCUGGCGGCUGGUCUAGUUCCCAUCAUCGAGAGCGUCCGCAGCCUCGUGGAGCAUACUGAUAUCAAGAAUCCGUUGGUUAACGAAUUAAGAAGACUUUGA
This is a messenger RNA of Pseudomassariella vexata, 858 nucleotides long. RefSeq lists its product as uncharacterized. NCBI's taxonomy places the organism in Eukaryota, Fungi, Ascomycota, Sordariomycetes, Amphisphaeriales, Pseudomassariaceae. The record is from RefSeq and is a predicted model, not a curated record. The transcript has 2 exons. Bases 1 to 858 code for a protein of 285 amino acids.